Penaeus monodon (black tiger shrimp) is the source of this 3802-nucleotide messenger RNA. RefSeq names its product TBC domain-containing protein kinase-like protein. Lineage: Eukaryota; Metazoa; Arthropoda; Malacostraca; Decapoda; Penaeidae. The transcript has 19 exons. Gene Ontology annotation, molecular function: GTPase activator activity; ATP binding; protein kinase activity. The record is from RefSeq and is a predicted model, not a curated record. Gene Ontology annotation, biological process: protein phosphorylation; activation of GTPase activity. Bases 162 to 2876 code for a protein of 904 amino acids.
GCCAAUCAGAAGCCUCGCCCGACGGAAGCUGCAUUCUGAUUGGCUGUCGGCGCUGCUCGUCAAUGGGCGUUUUAUGGAGUGUCAACAAAGCAGAAGAUCAGGGGACGGGCGAGAGUGACAGGAAAGUAAUUUAACUUAGACAGGAAGAGAGGAAGUGGAAGAUGUAUCCAGCAAGCCCAAGACUGGGCAGGGCUCAUCUUGGCGCUUCAACUUUUUUCGCUUCGGCUCAUCCUAGUGAAUCGUGUGGCAGCAAUGGCCUACCCCUCACACCGAACUCCAUACGAAUAUAUGGUCGCGCACAGGCCUUGGGGCUCAUUAAUCAUCCCCAUUUGUGUGCUUAUGUGGAUAUCCACAGAGGAAAACAUGAAAGAAUCAUGGUAAUACAGGAAUAUUAUCAAAUGAAUUUACGUAUGGCGGCAGAGAAGUAUGAGCAAUUUAGAAAUCAAAAUGGAUUAGCACAAGUGGCUCAUCAGGUCAUUCAAGGACUAGUUUACCUCAACAACUUUGGAACUGUGAACUGCAGCUUGAGUCCAGACAAUAUCUUAAUUGACCCAUGGGGAAAAGCAAAGCUUUACAAUUAUGGACUUUAUUACAUGACAGAAGCAGGCACAGCAGUUUCAUUUCCACUUGGGGUUGUGCAGUACACAGCACCAGAGGUACUGCUCCAGGGAGGUAUCCAGGACAGUGGAACAGGCACUCCUACUGUAUCAGGCAAUCCAGCUUGGGAUGUCUGGUCUCUUGGCAUGAUUUUGGCUGAAUUAGCUCUUGGCUGCAAGCUCUUUUUCAGAACAGAAGGUGUAGAGAACAUAGUAGGUGAAGUAUUGAAAUUGACUCAAACAAAUGAUCCCCUUCAGUGUCUGGCUGAGAUGCAUGGUGCUGUCAACAAACUUGAUGCUCUGAGUGAAGAAAUGAGAAACUUCCUCUGUCAGUGCUUGACAGUCGAUGCUGAAGAACGGCCUCUGCCACGCAACCUUCUGUCUCACCCGCUCCUCCAUCCUUUCAUCAUUUCCGCUUCUCUUGUGCCGAUUCUUCCUCAUUUUCCGGUCAUUGAUCCCUCUCUUUGCCUUGUUGACUUUGCACAGUACAAGGCAAAAUUAGGUGUUAUGGAAGAAGAUAAAGGUGAGAUGCUUUUGGACUAUCCCCUAAUACAAGACUUAGAGGACUCUCAGAACACACCGGUUGAUGAGAAUAUGACAUACAGGAAGAGUAAAAGAGAUCAGUUAAGCGAAAGAAGUAUGAAGGAGAUUUAUUAUAUAUGGCAACUAGCUGGUGGUAAUGUUGAGCAAGAACUGAAGAAACAAAAAUUGAUUCGUACCAAGCCAGCAAUAUUAACAUUGCCGAGUAUAAUGGGCGUUGAAGGAGAGGUCUUCGGUGGCGGUAUGAAUCGCCAUCAGCUGUUGGAAGCAACGACAAUCAUACUCCCUUUGCACAACUUGAGAAAUAGGCUGCACCACAUUCCCCCUGAAAAAUAUUAUCCUCUUAUAACACAGGGUGAGUGUGGCACAGAUGAACUAGAGACCAGCCAACUUCCGUUAGUCAUAAGAGAACGGGAUGUGGAAUAUCAGUUCCAUCGUUUAUUGAUCUUUGAGAGGUUAUUACAGGCCUACCCCUUCAAAGCAGAAUGCAUUCUAAAGGAAGCCAGGAAAGACAUUCCGCCAUUUUUUAGAGCCCUUGUUUGGGCGUCUCUUCUGCGUGUUGAUGGUGCUGUGGCACAGACAUACCAACAAGUGGACAAGGAAACUCCAACACCCACAGAUAGACAGAUUGAAGUAGACAUUCCACGCUGCCACCAGUACGAUGAGUUGCUGUCAUCACCUCAGGGACAUGCUAAAUUCACUCGUGUGCUAAAAGCCUGGGUUGUAUCACAUCCUCACUUGGUGUACUGGCAAGGCCUAGACUCACUCUGUGCACCUUUUCUGUACUUGAAUUUCAACAAUGAAGCUCUGGCAUACUCAUGCUUGUGUGGAUUCAUUGAUAAAUAUCUCCACAAGUUUUUCUUGAGAGACAAUAGUGCAGUCAUUCAGGAAUAUCUUGCCAAGUUUUCACACAUGAUUGCCUUCCACGAUCCACAGCUGUUUAACCACUUGGAUAACAUUGGAUUUAUCCCAGAGUUGUAUGCGAUCCCGUGGUUCCUUACUAUGUACACACAUGUGUUUCCCCUUCACAAAAUUUUCUUGUUGUGGGACACACUGCUGCUCGGAGAAGCAUCACUGCCGCUGUGCGUAGGCGUUGCAAUUUUACGACAGUUGAAGGAUCGGCUGCUGCAGUUUGGCUUUAAUGAGUGUAUUCUUCUGUUCUCUGAUAUGCCAGAUAUAGACAUGGAGCGGGUUGUGCGAGAGUCUGUCCAGGUAUUUUGCUCAACACCCCCAUCAGUCACCUUCAGGCAGCACGAGAAACCUCCGUCAGAUGCAAGCAAAGAAACGUCGCCUUCUCCUCACCAGACACAGGCCAAUCAAGACCUGGUUAUGGAUGCUGUGUCUGUUGUUGAACUGAAGUCGGAGAAAUGCCCAAGAGUUUGUGGUGCAGAUAUACUUGAACUUCUUGCCCAGAAGAGAAGUCGUAGUGGACGAGCAAAAGUUCUGGUCGUUGAUGUUCGCACAUCGGAAGAAUUUGCUAGAGGAACCUUAUCAGAUGCCAUAAAUCUGCCUGCUGAGUCUUCAUUAACGCCAGAAAAUUUACUUGCUCCUGGCCCUCAGACUGAUGUACUGAAUUCCUAUCGUGGCAAAAUAAUAGUGAUUAUGGGAUCACGCAGUAAUAGGGAUCAGGUAAAUAAGUUUGCAGAGAGUCUGUUAGCACAGGAAUUCCCUCGUGUCUGUACGCUACACAAGGGAGUGGAGGUAUUCCGGGCAUCAGGAGCACUAAUGGUUCCAUCGUAAGCCUCUGGUGGAUAGAUGACACGAUUGCUGGAUUUAUAUGACAGUAUUUAAAGAUAUUGUAAUCUAUUUAAAUAUUCUCUACAUGUAUUUUAUUUAUUGCUAUAUAAGGUGUCAGCACUGGGGAACAAAAACCAUCAAUGACUCAGGUAUAAUGAUGGUUGAUCUUACUUUUCAUUGUUCACGGAUGCUACAAUUUAUUGUGCAUGUCCAGAUUUCAGUCUGUAUUAUAAUUAUUUAGUUAGUUAUAUUGCAUAUCCCUUUCUCUGUACUUUUAAUUCAGUGAAAUGAGAGAGUAUAAGAAUGAAAUAAGAUUGUGCUAAAAAAAAACUGUUACAUAUUUCAGUCCCCAUCUCAUCUACUUAGAAUACUCAUGGAAAGGUUACCAAACUGAUUACAUUUUUAAUCAGUCUUUCCUAAUUUUAAUGGUCUUGCCUUUCCAGUAUUUGUUUUCCUUUAAAAUAUAUGUAACCUGGGUUUAUGGUGUUGUUGGCUGUGUUAAGGUAAACUGUACAUACCAAUUUAUUUUUGAAGGUAAACAUGUACAUAUUGUAUACACUUAACAUAUUGGCAAUUGCUUAGGGUGUAUUUAUUUGCAUGCCUGUUUUAUACGCAGAAACACAUGCACACACAAACAAAGCAUACACAGACAUACACAACCUCUCACAUACACACAUUUGAAUGUUUUUGUAUUUAUGCAAACAUGUAUACAGUACAUACUUUGUAAUGGUCUGCAUCCACACUUGUACAGUAUAUGUAUUAUUAUAUAAUAGAGGAAAAAUUAUUGUUGAUAAUUAUGUGCCAGACCAAGCAUUAUGCAAUGGACUUCUAGCUCUUUUAAGUAAUGUUCUGUUUUGAUAAAUGGUACAUAGUAUUUAUAUAUUGUUGAUGUGUAGAUCUGUUUAGUAAAUAUAUGAAAUUAAACCAAA